Molecule: messenger RNA, 2187 nt
Organism: Candida dubliniensis CD36
Lineage: Eukaryota; Fungi; Ascomycota; Pichiomycetes; Serinales; Debaryomycetaceae
Product: protein kinase
Exons: 1
Coding region: 1-2187 (728 amino acids)
Biological process (GO): protein phosphorylation
Molecular function (GO): ATP binding; protein kinase activity
Source: RefSeq, a predicted model, not a curated record
AUGUCGAUUAUUCCCUAUAACAAUAAUAAGGAUGUACUUUAUCAUAACCCUAAUGAUGGGAUUAUGGUUGUUCAUGAUCCUCAUAAAAACACUAUAAAACUACUAUCCACCGUUGCAUCCGAAACACAGAGAGAAUCCAAUGAGAGUAAACAAACAAGGAGACCAUCACGGGUCUUUAACAAUGAUCAAUUUCCUCAUAACACAAGCAUGACGAAAUGUCCCAACUGUGGGUUCACAUGGAACGAGUUCAGUAAUGCUCGAUCCAGGAGAAGCAGCUCGCAUUCCUCAUCUGGCCAUUUCAAUAUAUCAUUGCCGCAAGAAUACUUAUCGCAAUCGUUUAUUCAUACCGACUAUUUCAAAUUGAUAGGCAAACUCCCAUAUAGCGAAGAGCAUACAUGCAAACUGACACUUAACAAUUCUUUGCCUGAAGGGGUAUUUAAUCAAGGAUAUUUUAAACGGUUUUUCAAAAAAAUCGAUCCAUAUACGCUUGGUUCAGGAGCCCAUGCACAAGUUUACAAAGUCAAUCAUGUGUUGAACAAUAUCGUUUUGGGAACAUAUGCCGUUAAAAAAAUAAACAUUGGUGGGCAACUUGAAUUUUUGCAACAGGUUCUAAAUGAAGUGUUGAUUUUGUAUGAGUUGUCUACCACAGGAGCUAAUGAGAACAAUUUAAUUAGAUACAAUCAUGUUUGGUUGGAAAUGGGAGAGUUAGAUGAUCUGAACUCCAUUUUUUUCCAAACACCCAAAUCGGCCGACAGAAAAGAAAUAAAAGUGCCAUAUGUUUUUAUUUUGCAGCAGUAUUGCGAUGGUGGCCACUUGGAAGAUCUAAUCAAACGCAAUUUCACAAUUAAGGAAAAUCUUACUUGGAAAGAAAAAGUCGAACUAGAACGGAAAAAGAGACGUGCCGUGAAACUUGGGGAUGAAACGAUACCAAAGGGGAAACAAUGGCUUAGUACUUUUGAGAUAUGGAAGUUCUUUCAUGAUGUCGCCAACGGAGUCAAUUAUCUACAUCACAAUGGCAUUUUGCACAGAGAUAUGAAACCUUCAAACUGCUUACUAGAUGUGAAAUAUGUCUCACAGGAGAUUAAACUGACUUUUGAGAGCCAAGAGGAUUUUGAACAGCAUUUGUACAAGUUGCCAAGAGUUUUAGUUUCUGAUUUCGGAGAAGGAAAGUUCAUCGAGAAGCGUCAAAAUAUCAACUUAGAAAACUUAUCUGAUAGACAGGGUAACACAGGAACAUUGGAAUUUACUGCUCCUGAAUUGUGGUUAUAUGCAUGCGAUCCUAAAUUUGGAAAUGAUGGUAAGAAGUUUUACAAUGACUUUACUUAUGAAAGUGAUAUAUAUUCUUUAGGUUUGAUUUUAUGUUAUUUGUGCAUUGGGAAGUUGCCCUUUUCUGAUAUCAUUCGAGAUGAAAAUGAUCCACAAGAGGCAAGAACCAAAAUCAUGAAUUGGUAUAACAAUUUGAGGUUUGCAAGUUUCAGCGAAUGGUUUGAGUCGCAGAUUCACGAUAGAGAGGGGGUUAUGGACGAGUGCAUGGCGGAUUUCCAGAAAUUAGCAUACAAAAUGAUCAAAGGAGAAGAUGAAGUUGUUGUUGUUGGUGGCGGCAGUACCACCUCUCGUAUUGGGUCCAAGGAUGUUUUGUUGUACUUAAAUAAUAUAAAGUGGGAGAGAUUUAUAAAUACUGGCCACACUUUUACUAGUAGUGAUUCACGGAGUAUAAACAAUGAAUUGGCAAUUAUUGAAAAAGAUGAUCGGGAUCUCUAUUCUUUCAAUAAAGACUAUGUACCAUCUUUACUUCAAAACGAGGAAUUUAGUGACGAUGAUGAUAUAGAGUACGAAGGACAGCAUGAUUUUGAUCACAUCAAUCUAACAGAGGAUGAAUUUGAAGACGACCUAUCACGGAGUUAUCAUGAAUCGGCGGAUCCGGUUAAAUCUGACUUUUUUCAAAUCGAUACGUUCAAGACUGUCCCUAUUUAUUGCAUCGAAUUAGUGUUGUUAGAGUAUCUUUCGUUUUAUUCUCCCAGCUUUUCGAAAUCAACUUUGAAGCUCUGCAUAUUUAGCUCCAUUGGGUUGGAUAUAUUUGUGAUUGAAAGAACCAAACUUAGAACCAUGUUAUUUUUGUUGCUAUCAAUAGUAUUGUCCAUACUUUUGGCUUACGAAUUGGGUCAUCUGAAUCCUUAUAUAGUUUGA